GAGGGCAGCGAGGUGGCAGUGUCCAAGCCGUUGCGGGAGGGCAGCGAGGUGGCAGUGGACAUCCCAAGGACCGGCGCGGAUCCGUGUGAAGUAUGGCGUACGUUGCCCUCAACCGCCGUGUUUCCUCCUCGCCGUGCGUCGCUGACGUGAACCUCGAGUUUCCGAGUCCUGACGAACGUGGGAUCGGUCACGUUCAAAUCCCACCGCAUCUCACGCGGGAUGUGUUUCCCCGAGGCGCGUACAAUGCCUUGGCCACGGUGCUCGAUCCAUGGCUCAACGAGCACGGACUGUCACGGCUGCCUCGGUUGUUUGAUCUCGUCGAUGACAUGCACGCGAACAUGCUCGUUCAUGCUGCGUACUCUGGCCGUGUGGACGUCGUGGAGGUUGCACUGAGCUAUGCACCAGUGACUCCGGCAUCGAUGCUCCAGUUGAUUGACGUCGCGGCCUGGAACAACCAGCGAUUGGUACUUGACUAUUUUGUGCAGCAUCCACAUUGUGAAGGAUGGACAUGCUCGGCGUUUGCAUUGGUUGCUGCUGCGAGGGAGGGCCACCUUGGCAUCGUUCGCUUCCUCAACGAGCAGUUUCCAGCCGUCCCUUCCUCCGAAGAUGCCAUGGACAUGGCGGCCGAGUUCGGGCACUUGGACGUUGUCAAGUAUCUCCAUGACCAUCGAUCCGAAGGCUGCACCACGCGGGCCAUGGACAAUGCGGCCAAGAAUGGCCAUAUUGACGUUCUGGAGUUUCUUCAUGCCCACCGCAACGAAGGCUGCACGGAGCAAGCGAUGGACUGGGCAUGCGAGCACGGUCAUUUAAGCGUUGCCGAAUGGCUGCAUGCGCACCGACGUGACGAAGGGUUCACCGAGAACGCAUUCGACAAGGCGGCGGGAAACAAUCAUAUCACCGUCGUGGAGUACCUGCAUCACAAACUUGACGCGCCAAGCACGGAGAAAGCGAUGGAUUUGGCUGCGAAGAAUGGCCACUUGUCGAUGGUUCAGUGGUUGCAUGAGCAUCGUGGAUUCGUCGGGUGCUCGGAAAACGCUCUCGGGAUGGCUGCACAGAACGGGCACCUCGACAUUGUCAAGUGGGUGCAUGCGAAUCGAAGCGAGGGAGGGUCGCGGUUCAUGUUCAGUGAUGCCGCGGAAGGUGGCCACUUGGACGUGAUGGAGUGGCUCGUUGAACACCGUCCAGACGAUGUGCAUUGGGCUGAAGCCAUGGUAUGGGCGUCGCGAUACUGUCGGCUAGACAUCAUCCGAUGGCUGGUGAAUCAAGGUCAAAAGGUGUCGUCCGACGCAUUUGUCAAAGCUUGCGUGGGCGGCCACCUGGCUGCCGCUAAACUACUGCAUGAGCAGGAGCAAACCAUUUGCACUUCGAACGCUCUGUGGAUGGCGGUCAGGAGCGGCAACUUGGACUUGGUCAAGUGGCUCACAGAAAUUGGUGUGACGCACGUCGAUCUUCUAGAUGCUGCCGCAGGCUGCGGCUACCUAAACAUUGUCCAGUGGCUAGACAGUCAAGGACAAUGUCUCGCAUCCACUGAAGCGAUGGACAAAGCCGCUAUGAAUGGCCAUCUCGACGUUGUCCGAUGGCUUCACGAGCAUCGCACGGAAGGGUGCACUGUUGCGGCGAUGGACGGAGCGGCGGCCAAAGGCCAUCUCAGCAUCGUCAAGUGGCUCCAUUACAACCGCACAGAAGGGUGUACGCAAUGCGCCAUGGAAAACGCAGCGGCUAUCGGAAACUUCGUCAUGGUCGAAUUCCUCCACCUCCAUCGUACAGACGCCACUGCGCCACGCGCAAUGGAGUUUGCUGCCAAGCAUGGGCACCUUCAAGUGCUCUUGUACCUCAAUGCGAAUCGGACGGACGGGUGCCCCACCGUCGCCAUCGAUGCCGCCGUCAGAUUUGGCCAUCUCGGCGUCGCCAAGUGGCUCCAUGCAACGCUUGGGCUGCCCAUGUCGCCCGUGACCCUCAUGUGUGCGACGGAAAAUGGAGAGUUGUCGUGCUUGCAAUGGAUCAAGCACCAGUUGGACCAAGAUUUUGCCACGUCCGUGCCGCUGUUCGUAGGAACAAGAAUCGGUCGGCUGGCGACGGUGCAAUACUUGCUCGACGCGGGGUGUGUGUCGACGGAAAGAGCCAUGGACGUAGCCGCACAAGGCGGCCAUCUGGCUCUUGUGAUCAAACUCCACGAUCAUGGACUUCGGUGCUCACCGUCAGGAUUCAGUCAUGCGGCAUAUUUUGGCCACUUGCACGUCGUGCGGUGGCUGCACACGCACCAAACGGUCGAGUGCACGUCGAAGACCCUCGAAGGACCUGCAAAAAUGGGUCACAUAUCCGUCGUGACAUACUUGCACAAACAUGUGUGUGCGGCCGACACGUCGGUGGUGAUUCAAGCGGCGAGUUUUGGCCAGCUGCAUGUGGUCAAGUGGCUAUUUUCCCAUGCAAGCAUCCGCAUUGGAUCGCCAGACGUGAUAGCCUGGGCUCAACAGCACGCCGAACAGGCCACGGGGCAAUGGAUCCUUGCGACAACUCCUCCAUCUGUCCUAGCGUCGACCCCACAGUUCCAGGCCGAAGAAGCGCCGCGUUCGUCGCAGUUCUUGUAGCACCCUUUGAUGUCACAUCAAACAAUGCACUGCAAACUGUGCUUUGGGGCGACGAGGAAUUACUGUAUUACCCAUGUGGGCCACAUAAGAACCGUGUUCAAGGUCUCGGAGUCGACAUCAAGCAUUGCGCACAUGGCGCUUGCAUCAUUUUUGCAAAUGAC
Molecule: messenger RNA, 2749 nt
Organism: Aphanomyces invadans
Lineage: Eukaryota; Oomycota; Saprolegniomycetes; Saprolegniales; Verrucalvaceae
Exons: 1
Coding region: 93-2588 (831 amino acids)
Molecular function (GO): protein binding
Source: RefSeq, a predicted model, not a curated record